UUUCCAGGGAAGAAGCAAAGGUAAAGGCCUUAACUUUAACUCGUGGGUGACUCACGGGACUCGGGGAAAGGACUCACAGGACUCACGAGAGACUUGGGAGGAAAAGGGAGAAGAGAAUUAAUGGAGACUAGCGCAGCGAAGAAGAAAAGCGAGCAGGUGCUAGACGGUUCGGACAUAAUGAAGUUGGUUGAGAACGAGGAGGUGUUUAGCAACUUCGUGGAUCAUAAGUUCCAGGAGCUUGAUAAGGACAGUGACGGUCAGUUGUCUGUGAAGGAACUGCAACCUGCUGUUGCUGAUAUUGGGACUGCACUUGGGUUGCCGGCGCAGGGAACUUCGGCUGAUUCUGAUCAUAUCUACUCUGAGGUUUGUACUUUGUACCCAGUUCAUUAAUUCUGUCUCUGCUUUGUUCUUCCCUUUGUUUUGAUAUUUCUGGUUCUUUUCUGGGGUGUUGAGAUGGAAAGGAAGAGGGUCUUAGCCUUCUAUGCAAGUCAGUUCAUCUUCAUCUAAUGUUUGAUGAAUUGCUUCUUUAUUGUCAAUGGUACAAAUAUAGCAUAAUUCCCAGAACAGGAGCAAGAUCUUUAGUGGGUUUCUUGUUCUGUGAGUAAUGAAGUACAAACUGGACAGGAAAUUGAAAAUUUUUAGGGGGAGUGUGGAAGGAAUGAAUGAUCAUAUUCUUCUGUUGAUGUAAGCUACAAAGAAACAUGUAGAAGAUAAGGUUUUAACUUUUACGUAGCCAAAUUUGUUUGACCCUUUAGCUUUCGGUUUAGUUUUGUAGGAAUUCUAAUGUCCUACGCCGUCAUCAUCAUCUUGGAAAACCAGAAGGGAAUCAUUUCUUUAAUGUAUUCUUUAAUUUCUGAACCCUCCAUCCUCUUGUUCUUCACUUUGAUGUCAUAAAUUAUGUGCAAAAGCAACGUGAUGAGCAGAAGAUAGUUAUAUAUUAUUAAAUUAUAUUUUGUGGUUUGUUAAGGCUGUUUAGGGUAACAAGUCGAAAUUUUCCAUUUAGAGCAAGCUCUAGAGACAUUUAACCAAUGAUUCAACUUGGUCGGUGUUGUUGUGGAACUUUGGUACUUAUUGCGGCCCUUUUUUCCACUUAGAUACUUUUUACCUUUUCCCUUUAAUUUAGUCUUGUCUUGAUGUUUAAGGGAGGAAUCUAGUGACGAAUGCUGUGGAAACUGCUUCUUAUGUCUUUUUGGAACUUUGCUUUUCAGUUAAAACAUGGAUGCUUAAUGGGAUAAAAGUCAGUUUCUUUC
Molecule: messenger RNA, 1250 nt
Organism: Rubroshorea leprosula
Lineage: Eukaryota; Viridiplantae; Streptophyta; Magnoliopsida; Malvales; Dipterocarpaceae
Source: the annotation of a GenBank genome assembly